AUGGAACAACAACAACUGACGGUGGCAUUCUUUGGGGCGACGGGCGGCUGUGCCAACGCGUGUCUGGCGCUGGCCCUGCAAGCCGGCUAUCAUUGCUCCGCCUCCGUUCAAAAGACACUCUAUCUCAAUAGCCGCCCCGUUCACCUGAUCGUCUCGGGCCUCGGCGGCAAGCCACGCUUUGAGUAUGGCAUCAAAGCCACCCUAGACAGCCCGACCAUCUGCCAAGAUGGUAUCCAGACCCUCCUGUCCGCCGCUCAAUCGUGUCCUCAGAAGCCCCGGAUUGUAAUUAUCAGCAGUACCGGCCUCAGCAACACGCGCGAUGUGCCAAUCAUGAUGCUGCCCCUGUAUCAUUGGUUGCUCAAGGUACCACACAAGGACAAGAAGGUUAUGGAAGACCUGGUGGAGGCCGAGAUGCAGAAGCCGGCGGGGGAACACGCCAUCGAUGGUUAUCUAAUGGCGCGGCCCUCCUUGCUGACGAAUGGCAAGGGCAGUGGUCUGUCGAAGAUAAAGACCGGCACCGACAAGAACCCGGCAGUGGGCUAUACCAUCAGUCGUCGGGAUGCGGGACUUUGGAUAUUUGAGAAGGUGAUUCACCAGGCGUCGCUGGCGGAUUGCCAGCAUUGGAAGCAGAAGGUGACCUUGACGGUCUAG
Molecule: messenger RNA, 651 nt
Organism: Aspergillus welwitschiae
Lineage: Eukaryota; Fungi; Ascomycota; Eurotiomycetes; Eurotiales; Aspergillaceae
Exons: 2
Coding region: 1-651 (216 amino acids)
Source: RefSeq, a predicted model, not a curated record